Molecule: messenger RNA, 2977 nt
Organism: Branchiostoma belcheri (Belcher's lancelet)
Lineage: Eukaryota; Metazoa; Chordata; Leptocardii; Amphioxiformes; Branchiostomatidae
Biological process (GO): positive regulation of kinase activity; protein phosphorylation; multicellular organism development
Cellular component (GO): signaling receptor complex
Molecular function (GO): ATP binding; transmembrane receptor protein tyrosine kinase activity
Source: RefSeq, a predicted model, not a curated record
AACGAAAAGGUUUAGCUUCUGGCCACCUGCAUCAGCUGUUCUGAAGAUGAACGUGAACUUGACCUUCCCUGUUCAGUUUCUCCUGCUCUGCCUGACCAACUUCCGUCCGGCAAAGAGCGCAUGUACACAUUCGACACUUGGACUGCGGGGCCAAAUAUGGAGCAUAACGGAUGUGACGUCAAACCGCUGUGAGUGGAACAUCUUGACUUCUCCAUUGAAGAUAAUCUUGAUUAAUUUUGACUCCUCCGGUUACCGGCGCGGUUCGGAAAACUGCACCGCCGACGUUCUGACGUUUCACGACGGAAACUCUCCGGGCAGCAGAACUAUCGACACGUUCUGUGGGGACCAGACUCCAGCGACGGGUUUUGAAGACGUCAGACGUUUGUUAGACCUGUCCACGGCCAGUACCGGCCAUCAGAUGUACGUCGUCUACAGCCGCAACCCUCUGUCUCAGCACCGAUCCGAGUUCAACCUUACAUUCACCACAAGAGACAACAACAAUGUUCCAGAGUUCAACGAGGAAACGUUCGUCCCACAAAUGGCACCGGUUUUUAACUACAACACAGCUGAGGAUUUUGUGCAAGUUGAGCUGGAAUACAGUUUUGAAGCAGAUCCGUUUUACUACCCUUACGGCUACACAACAUACAACAAGACCGGUGAUUCCCUCCAGCUGUACGUCGUCAUCCACGAAUUUAUCCUCACGGAUUCUAUCCUGGCUUCAGACUUCGAAUAUUCCUGUACCUACGAAUCCGACGGCUCUCCUGCGUCUGUUCUGCUGACUGUGCCGGCUGAAUACGACAGGUCAGAUUCCCUCCAGCUGUACGUCGUCAUCCACGAAUUUAUCCUCACGGAUUCUAUCCUGGCUUCAGACUUCGAAUAUUCCUGUACCUACGAAUCCGACGGCUCUCCUGCGUCUGUUCUGCUGACUGUGCCGGCUGAAUACGACAGCAACUGGAGUCCAUGGAACUGGCCAUGGGUCCCGGUUAGAAGUUAUGACUUACUGAAUUGGAAAGGAACUGAAGGAGUCAUAAUAUACAACAUUUCUGGUGCUAAGCUGCAGGUUAGAGAGGAGAUAACCGUGAGGUGUAAAAUAGGACUUGGAACGCUGACGACCAAAAUCCUAGUGACAGCAUGUCCCAUCGGGCGGUUCGGGCGGUUCUGUGCGGAGCGCUGCCAGUGUUAUAACGGAGCAGCAUGUCACAGCUUCAACGGUGCGUGCAGGUGCGCCCCUGGCUGGACGGGGAAGAACUGCAUCACAGAUCACCCAGAAAUGCACAUCUGUCCUUCGGCCAGAGAGCUAAAAGACUUGCGGAUCGGACAGGAACUGCAGCUUACAUGCACGGCUUACAAGCUUGACGUCACUGACAUCAAGUGGUUCUUUGAGAGUGGCAUUUCUGUUGACCAGCUUAAUGUUUCAAACAGCAAAAACUCUUCUGUUCUGUACAUCAACUCCCUGGCACCUGAGCACGAGGGUCACGUGACCUGUGAGGGUCUUACCACAGGAGACACGUACAGAGACAUGGUGGACAUACAGAUAGUGUGUGAAGAGAAUUACUGGGGCCCGCUGUGUGACCGAGUCUGCAACUGUACACAACAGGAGACCUGUGAACGGCUCCAGGGCUGUGUCUGUUAUGGUGACGGGUGUCCAAGCUCCCAGGCCGUCCUCCUGGCCACCAGUCUGUCGGCAGGCGCGCUGAUUCUCCUCCUACUCGGCGCCAUCUUCCUGCUCUACAGGCACAACAACAGGCUGCGGGUCGGAAACAUCGACGAUCCGGAGGUCUUCCAGCUCGAACAGGACCUCAAGGCCCUGAUGCCGCCUGCAGCAGGCUCCUCGUCAGGCAGUAUCGACAUGGAGCUGCUGAAGGAAAGGGAGAUCGACAGGAGCAGGCUGCAGGGCGGACAGCUCCUGGGAGAGGGCGCUUUUGGACAUGUCGUCAAGGCAACGUUGACACAACUGGAGGAUGACGAUGCGGUAGUGGCUGUCAAGAAACUCAAAGGCCCGCUUCAACUAGUGCUUGAAUAUGCCGAACACGGGAGUCUCCUUCACCUGCUGUGGACGUUACGUGCGGAGUCCAAACUCAACAGGACCGUUCUGGUCAACAAACGGCACAUCUUCGAGAACAUGAUGGUGGAGGUCUGCUGCGGACUGGAGCACCUGGCGACCAUGAGGCUGGUCCACCGAGACAUCGCGGCCCGGAACAUCCUGAUCCUGAAGGGAACCGCCAAGAUCGCGGACUUCGGGCUGGCCCGGGACAUGUACGCUAUGGGGUACCAUCGGCAGGACGGGGGCAACGACCUGUUGCCGCUGAAGUGGAUGGCGCCGGAGGGCCUGAAGAACGAGGCUAGGUUCACACACAAGAGUGACGUCUGGUCCUUCGGGGUUCUGUUGUGGGAAGUGGCGCAGCUGGGCCGCACGCCGUACCCUGGGAUGGAGGGGGCAGACAGAAUAUAUGAUGCGCUGCAAAACCACUUCAGACUCCCCAUGCCUCAACUGUGUACAGAAGAAAGAUACCAGCUGAUGCUGAAGUGCUGGAAAUUUAACGAGAAGACCAGGCCGGACGCCACAACUGUCAGGAAACUACUGGAGGCGGAUCCCAACGGCUUUUUCUACUUCAACGCACCUGUGGCAGCGAUAGAGGCACCAAUAACUCCGGUAUGAGACUGCAUCGGACGCAAAUAGAAGGCUAAAGUGACGUCAACCUGGAUAUAGCUGAUGGCUGCACAAUACUGGACAAUACUGGGGGGGGGAGGAUAUUGACUACGACAAAUUUUUUUUUGCUGUUUUUAUGUAAACAGUAUGUUCAUUUUGCCAAGCUGGCACUCUAUUUCAGUAUUUGUCAAAUGUUUUCUGCUAUAUUUACUGAACUGUUUUUGCAUCCAUUUUAUAUAACUGUAUGUACGUCUUUAAUAAGUACCAGUUCAAUUGAAAUCAAUAUGUAUGGAAGUUGAUUUUGUAUCUCAAUAAAACCCAACUGUA